UCUUGCUUCCCAGGCUCCUCUCUGCAUUCUCCCCAUUUUCCCAACAACAUGCAUCCUGCCAGUUUACUCAGCUCUUGCUGCCUCCUCCUGCUGCUGGGGGCCCUGCCUGGAUGGGCAACCAAAGAUGAUCCUAUUGAGAAGGUCAUUGAAGGGAUCAACCGAGGUCUGAGCAAUGCAGAGAGAGAAGUGGGCAAGGCCCUGGAAGGCAUCAAUAAUGGAAUCACUCAAGCUGGAAGGGAAGUGGAGAAAGUUUUCAAUGGACUUAGCAACAUGGGGAGCCAGGCCGGCAAGGAGGUGGAAAAGGGGAUCAACCACGGCUUGGACAAGGUAGCCCAUGGGAUCAACAAUGGCAUCGGACACACAGGAAAGGAAGCAGAGAAACUUGUCCAUGGGGUCAACCACGCGUCUGGACAGGUUGGGAAGGAGGCAGACAAAAUCUAUCAUGGGGUGCAUUCUGGGGUCAACCACGCGGGAAGUGAAGCAGCGAGGUUUGGUCAGGGAGCCCACCAUGCUGCAGGGCAGGUUGUGAAGGAAGGAGAGAAAUUUGGUCAAGGGGUCCACCAUGCUUUUGAUCAGGCUGGAAAGGAGGCACAUAAGUUUGGUCAAGGAGCCCACCAUGCUUUUGGUCAGGCUGGGAAGGAGGCACAUAAGUUUGGUCAAGGAGCCCAUCAUGCUUUUGGUCAGGCUGAGAAAGAGGCACAUAAGUUUGGUCAAGGAGCCCAUCAUACUUUUGGUCAGGCUGAGAAAGAGGCACAUAAGUUUGGUCAAGGAGCCCAUCAUACUUUUGGUCAGGCUGAGAAAGAGGCAGAGAAGAUUGGCCAAGGGGCCCACCAUGCUUUUGGGCAGGCUGGGAAGGGGGGAGAGAAGUUUGGUCAAGGGGUCCACCAUGCUUUUGGUCAGACUGAAAAGGAAGCACAUAAGUUUGGUCAAGGGACCCACCAUACUUUUGGUCAGGCUGGGAAAGAGGCAGAGAAUAUUGGUCAAGGAGCCCAUCAUGCUUUUGGUCAGGCUGGGAAGGCGGGAGAGAAGUUCGUUCAAGGAGCCCAUCAUGCUUUUGGUCAGGCUGGGAAGGAGGCAGAGAAUUUUGGGCAGGGGAUUCACCACUCUGUAGGUCAGGCUGGGAAGGAGGGAGAGAAGUUCAUUCAAGGAGCCUACUAUGCUUUUGGGCAGGCUGGGAAAGAUGGAGGGAAGUUAGGUCAAGGGGUCCACUAUGUUGCAGGUCAGGCUGGGAAUGAGGCAGAGAACUUUGGUCAGGGAGUUCACCUUGCUGCAGGUCAGGGUGGCAAAGAGGGAGAGAAGUUUGUCCAGGGGCUCCACCAUGCUGUGAGUCAGGCUGGGAAUGAAGCAGAAAAAUUUGGUCAAAGAGCUCAACAUGCUUUUGGUCAAGCUGGGAAGGAGGCAGAGAACUUUGGUCAAGGAGUCUAUUAUGCUGCAGAUCAGGCUGGCAAGGAGGCAGAGAAGUUUGCUCAAGGGGUCCACUAUGCUGCAGGUCAUGCUGGGAAGGAGGGAGAGAAGUUUGGCCAGGGGAUCCACCAUGGUGUGAGUCAGGCUGGGAAUGAGGCAGAGACGUUUGGUCAAGGAGCCCACCAUACUUUUGGUCAGGCUGGGAAGGAGGCAGAGAAGUUUGGUCAAGGGGCCCACCAUGCUUUUGGUCAGGCUGGGAAAGCAGGAGAAAAAAUAAUCCAAGGGGCCCAACCUGAGCUUAGCCAUGCUGCAAAGGAGGCACAACAGUUUGGCCAUGAUACUCAGUAUGUUACAGGGAAGGCUGGGAAAGAGGGAGGCAAGGUAAUCCAUGGUAUCCAACCUGGGGUCAACCAGGCUGGGAAGGAGGUAGAGCACUUUGGCCAGGGAGUUCACCAUGCCGUUGAACAGGCCGGAAAGGAGGCGGACAAAGUGGCCCAAGGGGUCCAUGCUGGGGUCAACCAGGCCGGGAAGGAGGCAGAGAAAUAUGGCCAAGCGGUCAACUAUGCUGCGGGCCAGGCUGGAAAGGAGGCGGAGAAACCUGGCCAAGGUGUCCACCAUGCUGCUGGCCAGGCCGGGAAGGAUGUGGACAGGUUGCAGCAGGAUGUUCAUAAUGGGGUCAACCAAGCCAGCAAGGAGGCCACCCGGCUGCUGAAUGGCUCUCAAUACAGCGGGCAUACCGGCCAGCACGGAGGAAUCGCAACCACCCCAUUAGCAUCUGGAGCCUCGGUCAACAAGCCUUUCAUCAACUUUUUGGGUCUGUGGAGGAGCGUCGCCAACAUCAUGCCCUGAACUGAUACCCUGGCACACUGACGUUCCUGUUGUCAUACCAGCUGAAAUGACCUGAGGAACUAGGGGUGGGGGAGAGGUUCCCGGAGUCCCUUAAAAGGCUGUACUGAGAUUUAUGAAUAAAUAUGACCUGUUCUCUUCUCUCA
Heterocephalus glaber (naked mole-rat) is the source of this 2396-nucleotide messenger RNA. NCBI's taxonomy places the organism in Eukaryota, Metazoa, Chordata, Mammalia, Rodentia, Bathyergidae. The record is from RefSeq and is a predicted model, not a curated record.